Messenger RNA from Vespula pensylvanica (western yellowjacket), 1328 nucleotides. It is a transcript of the gene Trax, whose product is annotated as translin-associated protein X. The coding region runs from base 313 to 1200 and encodes 295 amino acids. The record is from RefSeq and is a predicted model, not a curated record. Gene Ontology annotation, molecular function: sequence-specific DNA binding; RNA endonuclease activity; RNA binding. Gene Ontology annotation, cellular component: cytoplasm; nucleus. Lineage: Eukaryota; Metazoa; Arthropoda; Insecta; Hymenoptera; Vespidae. The transcript is spliced from 2 exons.
AAUGGCACAGUUACUGCUUGUAUGUGCUCAUAAGUACUUACGCAUAUUUAAAAAUCAUUAAUUUGUUUAUUAAUUCUAUCAUAUGUAUAUAUUGAAAUUUUAAGAAAUUCAAACAUUUAAUUGAAUUUUUUGUUUAAUCAAUCCUAGUUAAUCUCAUAGCGAAGAAUUAAUUACAUUAUUAAAGAUGUGUAUAUUAUAAACUGUGAUCAGCUAACAUUGAUGUUUUAUUAGUAAGAUAAAAUUUGGCGGCACGAUUCAUUACUUUUUAUGAUUUAUUUUUGAAUUUAUCGCAAUAGAAAAUUUGAAAUAUUUAUGAUGUCUCAAGGAAAAGCUGGUAGGAGAAUUCGUGGAUAUCAGUGUAAUAAAAACAAGAUCAAUGUCGGAGAUAAAGGAAGAGAAAUUUUGGAAAGUAUAGAUGAGAAUAAUUUCGUCAUACAACAGUUUCGAUUAUAUUCCAAUGAACUAGAUACAAAACAUGAUAAAUUUGAAAAACUUGUUAAACUCGGUCGAGAUAUUACAAUAGAGAGUAAAAGAAUAAUAUUCCUUUUACAUACCCUUGACAAAGAAAGUAAACGAGAAUCUGUAUUGGGAGAAGCUAAGCUAAGACUUGAUAAUAUGGGGAAAACCCUCUUUAAAAAUAUUGCACACGAGUUAGAUGGUCAAGAUAUUUAUCAAUAUCUUAAAGCAUAUAGAGUUGGACUUGAAGAAUACAUAGAAGCAGUUACAUUCUUUCAAUAUUUACAAUCUGGUUCUAUGCAAGACUGGAUUGAGUUAGAAAAGUCAUUGAUUUAUCCAGAUUCAGAUAAAUCUACAUCCGCUUUGCAGAAUUGUGAAUCACCAACAAAAAUAACAAAAAUAGUAAUCACUCCGAACGAAUACAUUAUGGGUAUAGCAGAUUUAACUGGAGAACUUAUGCGAAAGUGCAUUAAUAAUUUAGCAACAGGAGAUAUAGCUAGUUGUUAUCAAACUUGUAAUUUUGUUAGAAAUAUGCACAAAGGAUUUCUAGGAUGUACAAGUACUUUCAAUAAAGAUAUGGGUAAAAAAUUAUAUACGUUAAAACAAAGUUUAACUAAAAUGGAAAACGUAUGCUAUACAAUAAAAGUAAGAGGAUCUGAAAUACCUAAACAUAUGUUGGCGGAUGUUGCCAUUAUAGCUGCAGAGGAUUACAUGGGUGACGAAGACGAAGGAUAUCAGGUCUAAUGAAAACUAACAAAAAAGUAAUAUAAUUAUAAAUAACUACACACACGUAUUUAAAUAAUAAUAACAAUGAUAACUGUGUAAUAUUUUAUAUCUAUAUUUACAUAAAAUAAACAUUAUUUCGAUGGUAA